AUGGCUGAGGAGGCAGUCCAAAACAUUUCUGGUGACCACGAAAGGUGUCUCCAGGCUGCCUGCUGCCUUUCCUUCAGUGGUGAGCUGUCUGUGAGCACUGACAAGAGCUGGGGUCUUCAUCUGUGCAGCUGUAGCCCUCCUGGAGGUGGACUGUGGGUCGAGGUGUAUGCUAAUCAUGUGCUUCUUAUGAGUGAUGGGAAGUGUGACUGUCCUCGGUGUGCUCUGAAGAGACAGGCAGAAGACCGGGAAUCACAGAGCCCAUCCUCAUUGCCUUCUGGGCAGAAGGACAUUUGGAAAACAACUCGUAAAGCAGCGUUAAGUGUUGUUAAUGAAAAAACACAGGCUGCUGUUAAGGAAAAAACACAGGCGCCUCUGGAUUGUGAUAAGAGUGCUGACAGAAUUCCCCGCAAACCUUCCAUUAUAAUCGUGAGGGCCUGGAGCAGUGGUGGCCCCAGGUUCCAUCACAGGCGGCUGUGUGCCACUGGGACCACGGACAGCACAUUCUCUGGCCUUCUCCAGGUCCAGGGCACCUCUUCUGCAGCAGCUCCCUGCAGCCUGAAGAUGGAGGCUUCCUGCUGUGUCCUGAGACUGCUGUGCUGUGCGGAGGAUACGGCCACGGGGCUGCUUCCUGGGACUGCCACGAUGGAGACCCCCUCCAAGGUGGCCAGACCCACUCAGACCAGCUCCCAGUGAGUACCCCUGUAGCCGAUUUCCCAUUUUCCCACUUCUCCCAGAAGCUCCCACAGCCUUCCACCCGGCACUCCUCGCACCUCCAGCUUCAUGGCAUUGCAGUCUGGUUCUGAGAUCCUCUAUCCCCCUACUCAGCAUCCUCCUGUGGCCAUCCUAGCUCAAAAUUCUGAAAACUCCAUGAACCCUGUUCUCGAUUGCUCCCUGGAAAUGGAAGCUUGGGCACCUCCAAAUCUGGGAUUCCGUGUUCAUAUGGCUUCUGGAGAGGCUCUCUGUCUGAUGAUGGAUUUUGGGGACAGCUCUGGGGUUGAAAUGAGGCUACACAACAUGUCUGAGGCAAUGGCGGUGACUGCCUACCAUCAGUACUCAAAAGGUAAGGUUAUUUUUUUUCUUCUUUUACAUUUUCAGUUGGACAUUUCCACCUACAAAGAAGCAGAGACAAAAAACAUGACUUUAAAAGUUUACUUGUGCCAAAGUGAAAACAGCUGCCAGGAAGACUCAGACCCCAGUAACCUUGGAUAUGAGCUUAUUUCUGCCUUUGUCACAAAAGAAGUCUAUAUGCUCAAGGCUGUUAUUUAUAAUGAGUUUCAUGGAACCAAAGUGGAGCUUGGGCCUUAUUAUGUGGAGAUUGGCCGUGAGGCCGUGUCUGCGUUCAUGAACUCCAGCAGUGUCCAUGAGGAUGAAGUGCUUGUCUUUACUGACUCCCAAGUGAAUCAGAAAAGCACUGUUGUUAUACAUCAUUUUCCAUCUAUUCCUUCAUAUAACGUGUCCUUUAUUUCUCAGACUCAAGUGGAUGACAGCCAGGCUUGGCACAGCAUGACUGUCUGGUAUAGGAUGCAAUCCGUCUCUGUCUACACAAAUGGAACUGUGUUUGCCACAGACACAGACAUUACAUUUACAGCUGUUACCAAGGAAACAAUACCCCUGGAAUUUGAGUGGUAUUUUGGAGAGGAUCCACCAGUGAGGACCACUUCCAGAAGCAUUAAAAAAAGACUCAGCAUCCCCCAAUGGUAUCAUGUGAUGGUUAAGGCUUCCAACAGGAUCAGCAGUGUGGUCUCUGAGCCCCACGUCAUCAGGGUGCAGAAGAAAAUUGUGGCCAAUCGGCUCAUGUCCCCCUCCUCAGCUCUGGUAAAUGCCAGUGUGGCCUUUGAGUGCAGGAUCAACUUCGGCACCGAUGUUGCCUACCUGUGGGACUUUGGGGACGGCACCGUCAGCCUGGGGAGCAGCUCCAGCAGCCACGUCUACAGUAGGGAAGGAGAAUUUACAGUGGAGGUCCUUGCCUUCAAUAACAUCAGUGCCUCCACCCUAAGAAAGCAACUUUUCAUCGUGUGUGAGCCCUGCCAGCCACCCUUGGUUAAGAACAUGGGGCCUGAGAUAGUUCAGAUAUGGAGGUCUCAGCCUGUGAGGCUGGGGGUGACGUUUGAAGCUGCAGUCUUCUGUGAUAUUUCCCAUGGUCUGUCUUACACCUGGAACUUGAUGGACUCUGAAGGUCUCCCUGUCUCCCUCCCUGCUGCUGUGGACACUCGCAGACAGACCCUCAUCCUCCCGAGCCACACCCUGGAGUAUGGGAACUACACUGUCCUUGCCAAGGUUCAGAUUGAAGGCAGUGUGGUGUACAGCAACUACUGUGUGGGCCUGGAGGUGCGAGCCCAGGCCCCUGUCAGUGUGAUCUCCGAGGGCACACACCUGUUCUUCUCCAGGACCACCUCAUCCCCCAUUGUCCUCAGAGGGACCGAGUCCUUCGAUCCUGACAACCCUGGGGCAACUCUCAGGUAUCACUGGGAAUGCGCCUCGGCCAGCUCCCCAGCACAUCCCUGCUUCGACUCCUCCAUUGCACACCAACUGGACGCCGCUGCUCCCACUGUUUCCUUUGAGGCACAAUGGCUCAGUGACAGCUAUGAUCAGUUCCUUGUGAUGCUGAGGGUCUCCAGUGGUGGCCGGAACUCUUCUGAGGCCCGGGUGUUCCUGUCCCCCUACCCUGACUCGGCACUCAGAUUCAUCCACAUCUCCUGGGUCAGCUUUAAAGACACCUUCGUCAACUGGAAUGACGAACUCUCUCUUCAAGCUACGUGUGAGGACUGCGGUGAAAUACUGAAUCUGUCUUAUUCCUGGGAUCUCUUUUUAGUCAAUGCCACAGAAAAUAAUAAGAUAGAAGUUCCCUUCUGCAGAGUAGUGGGGCUGCUGGGCUCGCUGGGACUUGGUGCCAUUCCAAAGUCAUCACAGUCAAACCUGCUUCCCACUGAGCCCGGCACUGUAGAUCCUGAUGCAACGACCACACCAUUCUCACGGGAACCUUCACUCGUGACCCUUGGCCAGCCUGCUCCUUCAGCUCCAAGGGGAACCCCCACAGAGCCCGUGACUGGAGUCUAUUGGAUUCCUGCUGCGGAGGACUCUGCAGUCCUGGGGGAGGCUCCAGAGGAAGGUUCACUAGACCUAGAACCAGGACCACAGAGCAAGGGAUCCCUGAUGACUGGCCCCUCUGAGAGAAGUCAGCCCAGCCACAGCCCUAGCCCUCACCUCUCUGAUUUUGAAGCCUAUUACAGUGAUAUUCAAGAAGCAAUACCAUCGGGAGGAAGACAGCCAGCGAAGGACACCAGCUUUCCAGAAUUAGGACCUAGCUUGAGUGCCAAGGAGAGCCCUGGAGAUGGGGAUAACCUGGUGGACCCCUCCUUGUCUGCAGGCAGAGCCAAGCCCGUCCUCAUGAUUGACUGGCACAAGGCCCUGCUGAGCCGAGCAGUUUUCCAAGGCUAUUCAUCCUCAGGUAUUACAGAACAGACGGUGACAAUCAAGCCAUACUCUCUGAACAGUGGAGAGACAUACGUCCUGCAAGCGUCUGUGGCUUCGAAGCACGGCUUACUGGGUAAAACUCAGCUGUACUUGACAGUCAACCCGGCUCCGCGGGACAUGGUCUGUCAGGUGCAACCCCACCAUGGUCUGGAGGCACACACCGUCUUCAGUGUCUUCUGCAUGUCUGGAAAACCGGACUUCCAUUACGAAUUUAGUUACCAGAUAGGAAACGCCUCCAAACACACUUUGUACCAUGGGAGAGACACCCAGUAUUAUUUUGUGUUGCCAGCUGGUGAGCACUUGGACAAUUACAAAGUCAUGGUUUCCACUGAAAUCACAGAUGGAGAAGGCUCCAAGGUCCAGCCGUGCAGUGUGGUAGUGACUGUGCUGCCCCGCUACCAUGGAAAUGACUGUCUGGGCGAGGACCUAUAUAAUUCCAGCCUGAAAAACCUGUCUACCCUCCAGCUGAUGGGGAGUUACACAGAAAUCAGGAACUACAUCACUGUGAUCACCAGAAUCCUGAGUCGUUUGUCUAAGGAGGACAAAACUGCCUCCUGCGACCAGUGGUCACGAAUACAGGAUGCAUUAAUUUCUUCAGUAUGCAAAUUAGCUUUUGUAGAUCAGGAAGAAAUGAUUGGUUCUGUUCUUAUGUUGAGGGACCUCGUGAGCUUCUCUAAUAAGCUAAGCUUUAUGAGUGCAGUUCUCAUCUUCAAAUAUACCCGGGCACUCCUUGCUCAGGGCCAGUCCUCAGGGCCAUUUGUCGUUGACAAAGGAGUGAGGCUUGAACUCAUCAGUCUCAUAUCUAGAAUCUGGGAAGUCUCUGAGCAAGGAAACUCGAAGGAGGAAGGCUAUCUACAUGAAGAAGGAAUUACGAUUAUCUCAGAUUUAUUGUUGAUUGGUGGAGUUGUGGGCCUCAACCUCUAUACCUGCUCCAGCAGAAGACCCAUCAACAGGCAGUGGCUAAGGAAACCCGUGAUGGUCGAGUUUGGGGAGGAAGAUGGCCCGGAUAAUAGGAGAAAUAAAACAGCAUUUGUAUUGCUUCGGGAUAAAGUGAAUCUCCAUCAGUUCACUGAACUUUCUGAAAACCCCCAGGAAUCUCUACGGAUAGAAAUUGAAUUUUCCAAACCUGUUACAAGGGCAUUUCCUGUCAUGUUGCUAGUAAGAUUCUCUGAGAAACCUACUCCCUCUGAUUUUCUUGUGAAGCAGAUCUACUUCUGGGAUGAGUCAAUUGUGCAGAUUUAUAUACCUGCUGCUUCUCAGAAAGAUGCCAAUGUAGGCUAUUUAUCCUUAUUGGAUGCUGACUAUGACAGAAAACCUCCAAACAAAUAUUUAGCAAAGGCAGUGAACUACACAGUACAUUUCCAGUGGAUCCGAUGCCUGUUUUGGGACAAGAGAGAGUGGAAAGCUGAACGUUUCUCUCCACAACCAGGAACUUCUCCUGAAAAAGUGAACUGCAGCUACGAUCGCCUCGCAGCAUUUGGUCUCCUAAGGAGAAAGCUGAAGGCCAGUUUUGAAGUGAGUGACAUUUCCAAGUUACAGAGCCACCCAGAAAACUUGCUUCCCAGUAUUUUUAUUAUGGGUUCUCUGAUUCUUUAUGGAUUUUUGGUCACUAAAAGCAGACAAGUAGAUCAUCAUGAAAAAAAGAAAUUUGGUUACAUCUUUCUGCAAGAAGCCCCCCUGCCGGGCCACCAGCUGUACGCAGUCGUCAUUGACACCGGCUUCCGAGCUCCGGCCAGGUUGACCUCAAAGGUGUACAUUGUUUUAUGUGGCGACAAUGGACUGUCAGAAACCAAGGAGCUUUCCUGUCCAGAGAAGCCCCUGUUUGAAAGGAAUUCCAGACACACCUUUAUUCUGAGCGCUCCUGCCCAGCUGGGACUGCUGAGGAAGAUCCGCCUCUGGCACGACAGCCGUGGGCCUUCCCCAGGCUGGUUCAUCAGCCACGUGAUGGUGAAGGAGCUGCGCACAGGACAGGGCUGGUUCUUCCCUGCCCAGUGCUGGCUAUCCGCCGGCAGGCAUGAUGGUCGCGUGGAGCGGGAGCUCACCUGUCUGCAAGGGGGACUCGGCUUCCGGAAGCUUUUCUAUUGCAAGUUCACAGAGUACCUGGAGGAUUUCCACAUCUGGCUGUCGGUGUACAGCAGGCCCUCCUCCAACCGCUACCUGCACACACCACGCCUCACCGUGUCUUUCUCCCUGCUGUGCGUCUACGCGUGUCUCACUGCCGUGGUCGCUGCUGGAGGGCAAGAGCAGGUGAGGUUGGAUGUCAGCCCCACCCUUGGAUCCUUCAGGGUGGGUCUCCUGUGUACCCUCCUGGCUUCUCCAGGGGCCCAGCUCUUGUCCCUGCUCUUCAGGCUCAGCAAGGAAGCUCCGGGGCCUGCCCGAGCAGAGUCACACUGCCCGCCUAGAGGAGAAGCACAGGCCGAGGCACCCCAGGGUCCUAAUUCCUACCAAAGGGUACCAGACGCACAGGAGCCAUGCAAGCAUCCUGCAUCAGCCAUUGUCUCUGGGAGUGGCAGGGCCCAAAGGAAGGUGGCAAGUGAUGAUGGCACAGCCUGUCCAGCCCCUAAGCUGGAGGCCCAUGGGGCUGACCACAGCAGGACUACUCUGAUGGGGAAGAGCCACUGUUGCCUUCCCUGUACUCAAGCACCCAGCAGUGGUUUGGAGGGACUAAUGCUCCGGUGGUCAAGGGCCCCUCAACCUUGGUGGAGCUCUGCAGUGUGGGCCAUUUGUGGGACCGCUUCUCUGGCCUGUGGUUUGGGAACAGGAUUUCUAGGCUACAGGUUUGGCCAGGAGCAGUGUGUGCGGUGGCUGCACCUGCUGUCCCUCUCCGUGGUCUGCUGUGUUUUCAUCACCCAGCCGCUUAUGGUAUGCCUCAUGGCCUUGGGUUUUGCUUGGAAAAGAAGAGCUGACAACGACUUUUUUACUGAGUCUUUACGUGAGGCUACCAGGGAUCUGGACUCUGAAUUGGCAGAACGUUCCUGGACUCGCCUCCCCUUCUCUUCAAGCUGCAGUAUUCCUGACUGUGCAGGCGAGGUUGAAAAAGUCUUGGCUGCCCGACAACAAGCUCGCCACCUGCGCUGGGCGCAUCCACCCUCCAAGGCCCAUCUGAGGGUCACCAGAGAGAGGAUGAGGAGAGAGAGUCGCACACAGGCUGCCCUGAGAGACAUUUCCAUGGACAUCCUCAUGCUGCUUCUGCUUUUGGGUAUAAUAUAUGGAAGAUUUUCUCAAGAUGAAUACUCCCUCAAUCAAGCUAUCCGGAAAGAAUUUACAAGAAAUGCCAGAAACUCCUUUGGUGGCCUGAGAAACAUCACUGACUGGUGGGACUGGAGUCUGACCACACUUCUGGACAGCCUGUACCCGGGAGGCUCCCCAACAACCCGUGUGCCGGGGGCUCAGCCUGGAGCUCUUGGAGGAAAAUGCUAUCUAAUAGGCAGUUCUGUAAUUAAGCAACUAAAAGUUUUUCCUAGCCAUUUAUGCAAGCCUCCCAGGCCAUUUUCAGCACUCACUGAAGACUCUAUUCCUACAUGUAGCCCCGAAGGUGGAGGCCCUGAGAACCCCUACCUGAUAGACCCAGAGAACCAAAACGUGACCCUGAAUGGUCCCAGGGGCUAUGGGGCAAGGAAGGACUGUGUGCUCAGCCUAGGUAGAACAAGGCCCGAAGCCCACACAGCCCUGUCUCGACUCAGGGCCAGCACAUGGAUUGACCACAGCACCAGGGCUGUGUCUGUGCACUUCACCCUCUAUAACCCUCCAACCCAACUCUUCACCAGCGUGUCCCUGAGCGUGGAGAUCCUCCCUACGGGGAGUCUCGUCCCCUCAUCCCUGGUGGAGUCAUUCAGCAUCUUCCGCAGUGACUCAGCCCUGCAGUACCACCUCGUGCUUCCCCAGCUGGUCUUCCUGGCGCUCAGCCUGAUCCACCUCUGUGUUCAAUUCUACCAUAUGAUGGACAAGGGUGUCUUCAGCUACUGGCGAAAACCAAGGAACUGGCUGGAGCUCUCCGUGGUUGGAGUGAGCCUCACCUACUAUGCAGUUUCCGGCCACCUUGCCACUCUUGCUGGAGAUGUCACUGACCAGUUUCACAGAGGACUUUGCCAAGCAUUUAUGGACCUCACCCUUAUGACAUCAUGGAAUCAGAGGGCUCGAUGGCUCCAGGGAAUCCUCUUAUUCCUCUUCACAUUAAAAUGCGUCUAUCUUCCUGGCAUUCGAAACACAAUGGCAUCCUGCUCCUCCAUGACGCGCCACUUGCUCCCCAGCAUCUUUGUAGCAGUGCUGGUGGCGGCCCUGAUGCUGGCUGCCCUCUCCCACCUGCGCCGAUUCCUGCUCACUAUGUGGGCUCUACCACCUGGUACCUUCACAGACGCCUUCCCCGGGCUGCUAUUUCAUUUUCCCAGAAGCCAAAAAGACUCCCUCCUUGGCCUUUCCAAGUCUGACCAGCGGGCCAUGGCUUGUUACUUUGGGAUCCUUUUAACAGUCUCUGCCACAUUGUGUUUUGGAAUGCUACGAGGUUUUCUCAUGACUUUACCCCGAAAAAGAAAAUAUUUUCAAAGUAAAUCUCUUGUGAGACUUAAAGAUGUCACUGCUUAUAUGUGGGAAAAGGCCCUCACCUUUCUGAGACUGGAAACACCAAAGCUGGAAGAGGCUGAGAUGGUUGAGAAUCAUAAUUACUACUUGGAUGAAUUUGCAAAUCUGUUAGACGAACUUCUGAUGAAGAUUAAUGGUUUGUCUGACAGCCUACAACUCCCUCUUCUGGAAAAAACAUCCAACAGCACAGGGGAGGCAAGGGCAGAAGAGAGUCCCUUGGUGGACAUUUCUAGUAAACAAGCUACUGAGCCAGCAGACAUCAAGGACUUCUAA
This is a messenger RNA of Piliocolobus tephrosceles (Ugandan red Colobus), 8325 nucleotides long. It is a transcript of the gene PKD1L1, whose product is annotated as polycystin 1 like 1, transient receptor potential channel interacting. Gene Ontology annotation, biological process: calcium ion transport. Gene Ontology annotation, molecular function: monoatomic cation channel activity; protein binding. The record is from RefSeq and is a predicted model, not a curated record. The transcript is spliced from 56 exons. NCBI's taxonomy places the organism in Eukaryota, Metazoa, Chordata, Mammalia, Primates, Cercopithecidae. Gene Ontology annotation, cellular component: plasma membrane.